Danaus chrysippus (African queen) is the source of this 1635-nucleotide messenger RNA. The record is from the annotation of a GenBank genome assembly. Lineage: Eukaryota; Metazoa; Arthropoda; Insecta; Lepidoptera; Nymphalidae.
AUGCACACCGAUGUAGGGACGGCGAGUGAAGGGUCGCGGACGGCUUCGCCCGUGACCACGGCAUCGAGAGGGAAGUUCUUCCGCGCAAGAGGGGGAACUGACUCGGACGAGAGUGGCAGUGAUACUGUCACCUCGCUACGAUCGGGGUCGGAAGAGGAAGCGCAGAGACGUCGCUUCCGGAAGAGGCGGGGGAGCGACGACCCUGUACCCGGACCUGAAAAGGGCACCUCGAAGCCCUCAAAGAGGGGGAGAGGGAGACCGCCCACCACGGGCGUAUACGUCGGUCUGCACCAGGCGCGGAAAGAGAAGCUUGCAGAGGAGCGAAGAGCUCAGCGCCUGGCAGAACAAGCAGAAGCGGACCGGCAAAUCUCUGAAGUGACCAGAGUACUACCACAGCUACGGUCACACCGGCUGUCGGUAGUCUCACAUACGGACGCGACGAUGGGUUUUGAAGUUGACGAAACGACGACGGCAACGAUCGGCAACUCGAUCGCAAAGAGCUUGGAGGUCAUAACAAAGGUGGCCACCAAAUCCAAAAAUCUAAGUGGUCCCUUUAUUAAGGCCCUCAAAAUGGCCACGAUGGAGAUCAGAGAAUCCACUGCGACGUUACUAAGUCGCACGAGAACGGAGGAAACGAGGGCUCUUGAGGCGGCCAAUGCCCGUCUCUCAAAGGAGCUCUCGGACCUACGAGAGGAGCUCGCGGCCGUAAGGCGUGAGGUCCGCAGGGCGAGCCCGGAGGCUGCCCGUGUGGCUCCUGCUGAGGAGCUCAAAGAAGUCAUGGAACGAGCGGUACGCGAGGCCGUCGCCUUGUCGAGCGCGAGGCUUGACGCGCGGUUGGAAGGCCUUGAAGCCAGGCUCCUCCCCGAGCCGCGUCUUCGGCCUCCCCUCGCUUCUGACAGAAGAAAGGAGGCCGCUCAAGGAGCGCAGUUGGCCGCAACAAGGCCUAAACCCAAAACCCCUGCCCCAGAACCCGAGGUGACAACACUAACACCUCCGGCGAACCCUGGUCGACAGGAGAAGAGGAAGAGACGGGAGAAAGUGACUGCUGCGGCGAAGGAGGCGGCAGCCACCAGGAGGGACGGUCCGCCCAAAACUCCGGGCGCAGCUGAGGGCACACCCUCGAAGGAAUGGACAAAAGUCUCAAAUAGGAAGGGACAGAAGAAGGCAGUUCCGCCGCCGAAAAAGGAGCCCAAACAGAGAAGACUGCGGGCCCCGAAAUCGGCAGCAGUGGUCAUCACUCUGCAGCCGGAGGCCACAGACCGGGGCGUCUCUUAUAAAGACGUCCUGGAAAGGGCCAAGAAGAGGAUAGACUUGGCGGCCAUGGACAUAGGGGCUGUCAAGUUUAAAGUGGCUGUCACCGGGGCGCGCAUGCUCGAGGUGUCGGGGUCGGGCUGUCAUCCGGCCACCCAGUGUGAGAAUGCACCGCACUGCGUGCUAUGCGCCGACAAAGGUCUGCCGGCGACUCACAGCGUCGGAAGCAAGGCCUGUGAGAGGCCUACACCUAAGAAGAAGACGCAAGACAAGAAGAAGGCGAAGGCAAAACCGAAUCCCGUCGCCACCACACAGGAGCCCGCCGCCACACCACCUGCAGCGGCGGCUCCAGUGGCCGAGGAGGUCCCAAUGGAAGCUCAAUAA